AUGAUUGUGGCAUUGCCUCAGUGGCGCCAAUAUGCCUCUUUGUGCCGUUUCGCCUCUGUCACUUUGCUGGCUUGUUUGAAAGAACCACUCGUCCUUCCAGCGACAGGUAUUCUGACCAUGUUGGAUCCCGUACGGGCGAAAUUCAACUCUGCUGGUCUUCUUCAAUUUGACUUUCUUCAUGGUGAUUUCAUCCGUUGGUUGGGUGGAGAAUAUGUAAAUUCCGCUCAUGACUUCAAUGCCGAAUGGGAUGUCAUCGACUCCACAUUGCAUAAUCGCGAAGUUCCUGCUGAAUAUCCUCCACUAAAACUGGAAAUGGCUUACCGUAUCCAGACCGAGGGCGUUCCUAUCAAGGCCCAAUAA
Messenger RNA from Cylindrotheca closterium, 360 nucleotides. Lineage: Eukaryota; Bacillariophyta; Bacillariophyceae; Bacillariales; Bacillariaceae. The record is from the annotation of a GenBank genome assembly.